Aureobasidium musti is the source of this 2730-nucleotide messenger RNA. The record is from the annotation of a GenBank genome assembly. Lineage: Eukaryota; Fungi; Ascomycota; Dothideomycetes; Dothideales; Saccotheciaceae.
AUGAAGACUGAUUUCAAGUUCUCCAACCUGCUCGGUACCGUGUACAGGCGAGGAAACCUCUGCUUCAGCCCAGAUGGCACAUGCCUGCUGUCGCCCGUCGGCAAUCGCGUUACUGUCUUUGAUCUAGUCAAGUGCGCUUUUCUCCUGUACUUGUACAUCCAAGUUUAUAUACUGACUGAAACUCUNAGCAACAAGUCGCAUACCCUCCCAUUCGCUCAUCGUCGCAAUAUCUCCCGUCUGGCCUUAAACCCCAAGGGCAACCUGCUCCUCACAGUCGACGAAGAUGGACAGGCCAUUCUUACCCACCUUCACCGUCGCGUAUCACUCUACCACUUCUCUUUCAAGGGCCCAGUCUCGUCGCUAGUCUUCUCGCCUUCCGGUCAACAUUUCGCCGUCGCUCUUGGCCGUAAGAUCGAAACUUGGAGGACGCCUUCCACUCCCUCAGAUACCCAGGAUGGCUCCCUCGAGUUCGCCNNCCCCUUCGUAAAGCACAGAGAAUAUGCAGGCCACUACGACACAGUACAAAGUAUCGAGUGGUCAAGUGAUUCGCGCUUCUUCCUUACCGCUUCCAAGGAUUUGACAGCGCGCAUCUGGAGUCUGGAUCCCGAAGCUGGCUUCGAGCCCACUACUCUUGGUGGUCACAGACAAGGUGUUCAUGGUGCGUGGUUCUCGGCUGAUCAGGAGACUAUCUGGACUGUUUCAAAAGAUGGAGCUCUCUUCCAGUGGCAAUACUUACCGCCUCGCAAUGCUCCGGAGGAAGAGAUGGACAUUGAGGAGAACUUCCGUUGGAGAAUCGCUGAGAGACAUUACUUCAUGCAAGCCGGUGCCACUCUGACAUGCGCCUCCUUCCAUCCCGAGUCGAAUCUUUUGGUUGCUGGUUUCUCGAACGGUACCUUCGGCCUCUACGAACUUCCCGACUUCAACCAGAUUCAUAACCUCAGCAUCUCCCAAAACGACGUGGAUUUCGUGACAAUCAACAAGACUGGCGAAUGGCUUGCCUUCGGUGCUUCCCAACUCGGUCAGCUUUUGGUGUGGGAGUGGCAGUCAGAAUCGUAUAUCUUGAAGCAGCAAGGACAUUUCGACUCGUUGAACAACCUCACAUAUUCGCCAUCUGGAGAUCGUAUCAUCACAUGUGCUGAUGACGGCAAGAUCAAGGUUUGGGAUGUUGCUUCGGGAUUCUGUAUCGUCACAUUCACCGAACACACAUCUGGCGUCACAGCGUGCGAGUUCGCCAAACGAGGAAAUGUCUUGUUCACAGCUUCUUUGGAUGGCUCAAUUCGCGCUUGGGAUCUGAUAAGGUACCGCAAUUUCCGAACAUUUACUGCUCCUGAACGCCUUUCUUUCUCUUCCAUUGCAGUCGAUCCAUCAGGCGAAGUCGUGGCUGCUGGUUCUCUUGACAGUUUCGAUAUUCACAUCUGGUCCGUCCAGACUGGCCAACUACUGGACAAGCUCUCUGGUCACGAAGGUCCUGUUUCAACAUUAGCUUUCGCUCCUAACGGCGGUGCAUUGGUGUCAGGCUCUUGGGAUCACACUGUUCGCAUCUGGUCAAUCUUCGCACGCACUCAGACUAGCGAACCUCUUCAACUACAAGCAGAUGUUCUCUGCGUCACAGUACGACCAGACUCGAAACAAAUCGCAGUCAGCACGUUAGAUGGCCAGUUAACGUUCUGGUCUUUGUCAGAAGGAACACAAGAAGCUGGAUUCGAUGGUCGUCGUGAUGUUUCCGGUGGACGUAAACUCACAGACCGUCAGACUGCUGCCAAUGCCUCAGGCACAAAGUCUUUCAAUAGCAUCAGCUACUCGGCAGAUGGAAGUGUGGUUGUCGCAUCAGGCAACAGCAAGUACAUUUGUCUUUACGACGUCAUGUCGGGUGUCUUGCUACACAAGUACACUGUCAGCGUCAACCUCUCUCUGGAGGGCACACAAGAGUUCCUCAACUCGAAGAACUUGACCGAGGGUGGUCCAGCAGGCAUGAUCGACACAACAGGCGAAGCAUCAGAUCUCGAAGAUCGCAUGGAUAACUCCCUUCCCGGUGCCAAACGAGGCGAUGCUGCCUCCCGCCGCAUCGGCCCUGAGGUCCGUGUGCCAGGUGUAAACUUCGCACCUACCGGUCGCUCCUUCUGCGCUGCCAGCACCGAGGGCCUGCUCGUCUACUCUCUCGACACAAGUAUUGCCUUUGACCCCUUCGACCUCGACAUUGACAUCACNCCCCAAUCCACCCUGAAGACCCUCGCAAAGAAGCAAUACCUCAAAGCCCUCGUCAUGGCCUUCCGCCUCAACAACCCCAAACUCGUCACUCGCGUCCAACGCUCCGUUCCCGCCGCAGACAUCCCCCUCGUCGUCUCCGACCUGCCUAUCGUCUACCUCCCNCGCCUCCUCCGCCACAUCGCCGUCCAAAGCGACGCAUCCCCCCUCCUAGAACUCAACCUCCUCUGGCUGCAAGCACUGCUCAAAUCCCACGGUGCCACUCUCAANAAGAACCAAGGCGAAUACGCAGAAGUCACUCGUCUUGUCCAACGCGCCGUCUCGCGCAUCCANAAGGAGAUUUUCUCCGUAGCGGAGAAUAAUGAGUUUAUGGUCGAGUAUUUGCUUGCUCAACCUGUGCGUAAGCAACAGGAUGGACUCAAGAUGUUGCAGAGUUUUGAGGAUGGCGCUGUCAAGGAGAUUGAGAUGGCUGACGAUGAUGACGAUGAAGAUGGCGAGGAUGGUUGGAUUGGUCUUGAGGACUAA